Messenger RNA from Triticum dicoccoides, 909 nucleotides. Its product is annotated as protein FAR1-RELATED SEQUENCE 2-like. The transcript has 3 exons. Gene Ontology annotation, biological process: regulation of DNA-templated transcription. Lineage: Eukaryota; Viridiplantae; Streptophyta; Magnoliopsida; Poales; Poaceae. Bases 40 to 615 code for a protein of 191 amino acids. The record is from RefSeq and is a predicted model, not a curated record.
UACAACACUAGUACGAAGGCUGCACAAUGUACUUGCCGAAUGUUUGAAUCAUUGGGCAUCCUGUGCUCUCACAUCAUUGUUGUUCUAAAGAAUGAUGGAUGUAAUGAAAUUCCUAGCCAAUAUGUGUUGCAUAGGUGGUCUAAAAUGGCUGCACGACAUCUUUCUUAUGAUGCUAAUGGACAUGAGCUAGAAGGGUCAUCUACAUCUCUUUCACCUACCAUCAAGAAAUUGUACUCAGAAACAUGCUCGAUGUUCAGCUCGGCAUUGCAUACAGCUAAGCAUUGUGAGGACAAGAUGAAAUACUUUCACAAAGUUAUUUCUGAUGCUCUUGCGCACUUGAGGCAGACGAUGCCGCUUGACGAGCAAAAUAAAGUUCAAGAGUUUGAAUCCUUCAUUGGAACGACAUUCCCAAGCAUCAUCAAUAUUCAUCCACCGGAGGUUGCAAACACAAGGGGCAGUGGUAAGAGAUUGAAGAGGGGUUCAGAGGAGGCCAUGAACAAAAGGAAAAGAGGAAAUAGUGUCCAGAAAGGUCCAAGGUCUGUAGAUUGUUCUAUUUAUCAGCACACCCAGCCCAUGGGAGCGGAUAUCAUUCAUUUGGCGCUAAAUCAUGAAUGACAAAUGCCUUCUGUUCAUGUGCUAUCCAAUGUUGGAGGCUUCUGCUACAACUUCAACACCUAGUUGAAUAUGUUGGUGCAAUAUGUGUACCUGCUACCUCAUUGGGCUAUAAAUCACAUCUGAGUUGCAACUCUAGUUAUGCGCUUCAUAGUAGAUUUUAUGUGUACUGUCAUUAGUGCUUCUAGAAAGCAUUCAUGAUAUUUUGUAUAAAAAGGUGUGUAAGAGCAUAAUAUUGUUGUACUGUUAGCUUUUAAAUGCCAAGAUAGAUUUGAAAGUGCUGGAAUGCAUUGCCAA